Messenger RNA from Chiroxiphia lanceolata (lance-tailed manakin), 1443 nucleotides. RefSeq names its product transmembrane BAX inhibitor motif containing 1 (gene TMBIM1). Gene Ontology annotation, cellular component: membrane; endoplasmic reticulum; Golgi apparatus. Lineage: Eukaryota; Metazoa; Chordata; Aves; Passeriformes; Pipridae. Gene Ontology annotation, biological process: negative regulation of apoptotic signaling pathway. The record is from RefSeq and is a predicted model, not a curated record.
AUGUCCCAGCCCAGUGCACCCCCAGCUUACGAUGAGAACCCCCUCUACCCCCCACCCCCAGGGGGGUACCCCCAGCCCCAUCACUACCCUGGGGGGUACCCACAGCCGGGGGGAUACCCCCCAGCGGCAGGGUAUGGGCAACCAGGGGGCUACCCAGCAGCAGGGGGGUACUCUCAUCCAGGGAUGGCCAUUCCCACCAUGCCUGUUCGCUUCGGUGAUGAUGGCAUCGGGGAUGGCUCCCCCUUCCAAUCAGUUGAUUGGGACGACAGGAAAGUCCGGCACACCUUCAUCCGCAAGGUCUAUGCCAUCAUCUCCCUGCAGCUGUUGGUGACAGUGGGAAUCAUCUCUGUGUUCACCUUUGUCCACCCUGUCCGCUCCUUCGUCCAGGAAAAUAUUGCCAUCUACUACGCCUCAUAUGCUGUGUUCCUGGUAACCUACUUGGUGCUGGCUUGCUGCCAGGGUCCCCGGAGACGCUUUCCAUGGAAUAUCAUCCUGCUGAGCUCUUUGUGAACGCUGGCCAUGGGGCUGAUGACAGGGACCAUUGCCAGCGUGCACCGGACCAAUGCUGUCCUGAUUGCUAUGCUCAUCACUGCCAUUGUGGCCAUCAUUGUCACCAUCUUCUGCUUCCAGACCAAGGGUGAUUUUACAUCGUGUCCGGGGCUGUUCUGUGUGCUGGGCAUUGUGGUCAUGGUGACCGGGAUCAUCACUGCCAUCGUCCUCUCCUUCAAAUAUGUCUACUGGCUCCACAUGCUGUAUGCAGCCAUCGGGGCCAUUGCGUUCACACUGUUCCUUGCCUAUGACACCCAACUUGUGCUGGGGAACAGGAAGAACACACUGAGCCCCGAGGAGUACAUCUAUGGAGCCCUCACCAUCUACACCGACAUCAUCUACAUCUUCACCUUCCUCCUGCAGAUAGUGGGCCGGGAUUAGCCCUGGGACUCCUCCUGUCCUCCCUGGCUGCCCCUCACCCCCUCCUCUUGUCUCUAUACAGGAUAGUUCACUUACCAUGACUCUUAACGCUUUGGCAUUCCUACCUGUAGGCUGCUAAGGAAAGGGCCUUCCCUUGAUCAUCCCCCAACAAGCCUCCCAGGGCAGUGGGGGGGACUAGCUGCCAGUGUUUAGGCAGUGCCCGGCCUUGGCACUGCUUACUGAGGCUAUACCGAUGGCAUUGGGUUGGCAGUGGGAUGCCAGAGCCCUGCCUGGGCACCGGGAGCUGGCAGCAGCUGCUGGGAUCGCGUUGGAAUUUUUUGGCAGAGUCUGGUUGGCGUCAUUCACUCAGUGCCUUAAAUGCGGCUCUGGCCGUGCCCCCCCCAAGCUGUGGCUGUGCCUGGCAUGGGCGGGGGGCAGCUGGUACCCCCGUGGCAGAGCUCACAUUGCAGAGGCCCUGCAGCCACGGAUGUGGGCAAAGUUGCACUUGCUAAAUAAAAACACUUCAGUUUUCCA